This is a messenger RNA of Drosophila simulans, 2335 nucleotides long. RefSeq names its product lanC-like protein 3 homolog. The record is from RefSeq and is a predicted model, not a curated record. The transcript is spliced from 2 exons. Lineage: Eukaryota; Metazoa; Arthropoda; Insecta; Diptera; Drosophilidae. Gene Ontology annotation, biological process: carbohydrate metabolic process; peptide modification. Bases 453 to 1712 code for a protein of 419 amino acids. Gene Ontology annotation, cellular component: plasma membrane.
GCUAAAGGGACUCAUCGAUAUGGUAUCGAUGUUUCAUUCAGCUCUUUUCUACAGGACCUAAGCAUUCCUGUCAGGAAUUGUUUAAAUAUUUCGAGUCGAGCCGGUCGACAGUUCGGAAAUAAGUUCUCCCGCAGAAGCGCCAAGUUUUCCGGAUUUUAGGUGGCUGUGAGAAGAACAUCCACGCCGACUUUCCACACUUGACAAGAAUACUCGUCCCUGCAAACACACACAUCUCGUAUUUCGGUGAUAAUACAACAAAAGUUAGCCAAAUACUGCAUAUAUUAAGUUUGCUGGUCAAUCCGCAGCUUCGUCCCAUUGCCAGAAGGUGCUCGACGAAGUCACGACUGCCGUUUCCACCUGAGACAGCUGGUGCCAUUGCAAGUCGUCCAGUGGAAGAGGCAGACGUCAAGCAGACCGGCCAACUGAUCACCGAUCCUGGCCAGGAGUUUGCCAUGGAACGCCGCUACCUGAAGAAUCCCUUUGUCGAUUUCGCCGGCGGGGAGAAUACACCUUUCGCCAGCGACGAGGAGCACAUCAAGAAUCUGAUCUGCACCUAUGUGGACGCCAUACUGGAGCACUGUCAUCCGAACAGCGAUGAUGAGGACAAUCGCGGGGAUCUGUAUGUGGGCAAUGCCGGCAUAGCCUUCAUGUUCUGGAAGCUCAACAGCUGCGAGCAGACACGCGAUCUCUAUCCGGCACUGGAUCACGCGGCCUCCUUCAUCCGCAAUGCCAAGGUGAAUGCCAAUCGCUACAAGAAGCGCUCCGCCGAGCGCUACUCCUUCCUGUGCGGCAAUGCUGGGAUCUAUGCCGUCUCGGCAGCAAUCUCGCAGGAGCUGAAGGACACCGAGGAGCUGUCCGAUGACUUGGCCAACUUCAAGUCGGGCAUCCCGUGCAGCAAGGAGUUCAUGCACACCAAAUACGGCUGCGAUGAGGUGCUGGUUGGACGUGCCGGCUAUCUAUCCGGCUGCUAUUGGCUAAACGAUGUACUGCCGGAGAAGAAGAUAACCGACGACGACCUGGUAUCCAUUUGCCAGCUAAUCGUGACCAGCGGCCGCGAGUACAGCAAGCAGAACCACUCGCCGUGUCCGCUGAUGUACCAAUACCAUGGCACGGAGUACCUGGGUGCGGCCCAUGGCCUGUGCGCCAUUCUGCACAUGCUGUUGGACAGCCCGUGGUUCCGCACGCUUCCCAUUUCGGCGCCGGCCGCCGAGUUGCGCGACAUCAAGCGCUCGAUUGACUUCUUUCUGGAGCUGCAGGACAGCGAUGGCAACUUUCCGGUGGCCCUGGAGGAUCUGCGCUCGGGCAGGGACAAGCGUCUGGUGCACUGGUGCCAUGGAGCACCCGGCGCCGUUUAUUUGCUGGCCAAGGCCUAUCUGAUCUUCAAGGAGGAGAAGUACUUGACCUCGCUGCGUCGCUGUGCGGAUAUGGUGUGGAAGAAGGGCUUCCUGCGCAAGGGACCGGGCAUCUGCCAUGGCGUCGCCGGCAAUGGCUAUGUCUUCCUGCUGCUGUUCCGCCUGACCAACGAGAUGAGGUACCUGUACAGGGCGCACAAGUUCAUGGAGCUGCUGACCAAUGCCGAGUUCAAACUGCGCGCCCGCACACCGGAUCGUCCGCAUAGCUUGUACGAGGGUGUGGCCGGCACAGUUUGCUACCUCGUGGAUCUGCUCGAGCCGGAGCAGGCCUACUUUCCGUUCAUGGACGUCUUUCACUAAACCCGGCGACCCACCCCCACUCUCCAGCCCGACCAAUGCUCAACACAACAUACUUUCGAAUCAGGAAGAGUUAUCAUCAUUUCUAGUCACUUGUUUGCCGAUUUUUUGCUCAUUGUUGCCUUUGCGUUCACCCAGCGAACUGGGACGUUGGAGUGAAAGAUGGAGGAGGAUGCCAGGUGCUGCAUAGAUCCCAGGUCCCGAUGGAGCCCGUAUCCGAUCUCUGAGCGCACCGCAUGCUGGAAUGUUCUCAGUCAUUCUCAUAUCAAAAUUCUCUGUGCUUUACGCUAAGCAAUUAACUUAAUACAUUGAUACUUAUACACAGACAUAUUACAUAUACAUUAUAUUUAUAUACAAUUUAUAGUAUAUGUAUAUAUAUAUAUAUAUAUAGACACUCCUUAUUUAUAUAUGUAUAUAUAUAUAUACAGACUUGCGCUGACAUCUUAUAUACAGACAAACAUAAUACUUACAUGCAUAGUGUGCUUUAUACCUACGAGUAAUCCACGACGAGCUCUCAAUCUAUUUGUCAAUGAGAAUGAAAUAAAUCAUUGUACUAUUUUAUACGGAUAUGUACAAUCCCGUGGCCAGUUUCGAAUCCAUGGUCAUACGGCUGAAUACCCCAAAAA